Cordyceps militaris CM01 is the source of this 3366-nucleotide messenger RNA. Its product is annotated as phosphoribosyl transferase. The transcript is spliced from 2 exons. The coding region runs from base 1 to 3366 and encodes 1121 amino acids. Gene Ontology annotation, biological process: cholesterol biosynthetic process. Gene Ontology annotation, molecular function: phosphomevalonate kinase activity; FAD binding. Gene Ontology annotation, cellular component: cytoplasm. NCBI's taxonomy places the organism in Eukaryota, Fungi, Ascomycota, Sordariomycetes, Hypocreales, Cordycipitaceae. The record is from RefSeq and is a predicted model, not a curated record.
AUGGCGACCCUUGAUGACUUGAAAGUCGCCCAGUACUCUAUUGCGUUUGGCAUCUUACUGGACGGUGCAAGAGAGUCUACCUAUCAAUCCUUCAUCAUCCCUCAGCUCUCUCGUCUACUGGAAGCUGUGCAGAGACCAAACGUCCAAAUCUCAGUGUUGGAGAUUGGACCGGGGCCCCAGAGUGUCCUGGGACAGUUGCCUCUGCAAUUGAGACAGGGCAUCGGAAGGUAUACAGCAUUUGAGCCAAACCGUGUUUAUGCUUCGAUGCUGGAGAAAUGGCUCCUGACUACUUCGACAACGGAAGUGCCUUUCCCAUCGCUGGGCGAUUCACCCCGAAUCCAUGUCAAACCGUUCACAAACAAGCCCGAGGAAAACGAACAAGGCGAGGACAAGUUUGACAUUAUUCUCUUCUGCCACAGCAUGUAUGGCAUGAAGCCACGAAGCGAGUUUAUAACCCAAGCCCUGGGAAUGCUCAAUGAGAAGGUGGACAGCGGCAUGGUCAUCGUUUUUCACCGCGACACAAGCCUCGCCGUCGAUGGUUUGGUAUGCCGCCACACGGCUUCUUUCCCCUCUGGGAUCGUGUCUAUCCCAGAUGAAGACAAGCCUCUGGACCAUUUUGCCUGCUUGAUCGCAGGCGGCUUCACUCAGGAUGACGAGAAUACCCAGCUUGGAUGGCGACAAAUCUGCCGCACUUUGUGUAUGCGCGAUAAAGCACACCCCGGCCAUCUCUUGUUCAGAGACCCGGGAAUCAUGAUGGCAUUUACGCGCGAUGCAACGGCCUUGCCAGAGCUGACGGCACAAGUCCCCCUGGUUGUCGGGCGUCAAGUGAAGAACCGGCAAGCCCGCCGACAUCGAACGGCCUUUGUCGUUCGACCGACAGAGCCAUGCCAAGUUCAGAAAUGCGUGUACUGGGCUCUCAAGCACCGCACCACUCUCGCUGUCAUCGGCGGCAGUCACGGUGGACACUGCCUGCAGCCCAACGUCGUCUCCGUCGACAUGGCUGCUUUCAACAGCGUUGAGAUUGUCCGCAAGGAGAAGACCGGUCUCGGAGAAGACUUGGUUGUCGCAGGCGCUGGCUGCAAAACUGAGGAUAUUAUCAAAAAAGCCAUGACAGUGGGCCUGACAGUGCCAUUGGGGUCGUGCCCCAGCGUUGGUGCCGGACUCUGGCUCCAAGGCGGCAUUAAUCACCUGGCCAGGCUCCGCGGCCUCACCUGCGACGUUGUCGUCGGCGCGGUUAUGGUGAGCGUCAAGUCUGGUCGCUUUCUGCUCCUCGGCCAGGUGCCCAGUCAAUGCCAGCCGGACGGCGCCGUCCGACCAGACAACGAGGCCGACCUGCUGUGGGCGCUCAGAGGCGCAGGCACAAACUUUGGUAUAGUAAUCAGUGUCGUGUUCAGAGCCUCGGCAGCCAUGAACUAUUCUAUUUGGCAAUGGAACACGCUGUUCUUCCACACGCCAGAUGCCAGGCAACGACUCGCAGAUUUUGGCCCGGCCCUUGCAAACGAGCUGCCGAGGAACUCCUCUGCCGAUGUAUUUCUCUAUUACGACGCCGAUAGGCUAUGCAUCGCCGUGAGCCUGUCCAGGUGCUCCGAUGCUGCUCAAGGCAUUCAGCCAGUGACUGCUCCGCCGUUGGCUGCGACGGCCUUUCUGGGACCUGAGCAGUGCAGCAAAUCGGUUGAUGUUGUUGGGCUGUAUGACACUGAAAUGUACAUUUCCACCUUGCAUGGUGGUCACAGCGGAGGAAAGACCUCUUCGUUCAAGCGAUGCAUAUUCUUGCGUGAAAUUGGGGAGCUUGAUGUACCAGACCUUUUACUCACAGCCGUUGAGCAUCGGCCCUCACCACUCUGUUAUCUACAUCUGCUGCAUGCCGGCGGCGCGGCAGCUCAAGUCGCGGUGCAUGCCACUGCCUUUGGCUGUAGAAAUUGGACAUAUGCCUGCGUCAUCACAGGUGUCUGGCCUCGCGAUCAAGACGGAACUGCCACUGCUCGAGCGGCAGUCGACUGGGUGUACCAUGUUGCCAACAAGUUGCUACCCUUCAGCACCGGAGUGUAUGGUGCCGAUCUGGGCCCAGAUCCCAGAGAUGAAAGUCUAGCUGUCCACGCGUUUGGGCCAAACCGGCUGCGCCUCGCCUGUCUUAAACGAAGUCAAGAUCCGCUCAACGUGCUGGCAUAUACCUGUCCCCUUCUCAGCCAGGCACCAAAACACCGGCUCAUCAUCAUCACCACUGGCAAACACGGUGCUGGAAAGGACUACUGCAGCGAGUUGUGGGCUGGCACGAUCAUGAAACAGACGCCAGAAGGGCUCCAGGCGCGGGUGAUUAGCAUCAGCGACGCGACCAAGCAGGAGUAUGCCGCAGCGACGGGCGCCGAUCUGGCUCGUCUCCGGCACGACCGCGCGUACAAGGAAGAGCACCGGCUGGCGCUGACACGAUUCUUCCAAGACCAGCUGCUUCUGCAGCCCAGACUGCGGGAAGACCACUUUUUGCGCGCAGUGUACGAAGCGUCCGCCGACGUGGACGUGCUCAUCAUCACCGGGAUGCGAGACGAGGAUCCGGUCGCGCGCUUUUCCCAUCUGGUGCCGCACACGCGCCUGAUCGAAGUGCGCGUUACCGCCAGCCGUGAGACGCGGCAGGCCCGCCGCCAGCUCCUGGACGAGGACGCGGGUGACGGCGACGACGAUGCGGAGAGCAGCGCCUGGAUGCCCACCCUCCGCUUCCAGCACGAGGGCACCGGGGACGAGGCCGUGCAGCGCUUUGCGGAGCGCGUCCUUGUGCGCUUUGUGCAUGAGGACCUGCGGCGGCUGCAGGGCAUGGUCCGCGUGGUGCCCAACUUUCCGCGCGUGGGCAUGCAGUUCCGCCACGUGCUCGACAUUGUGCAGCAGCCGGGCGGGCUGGCGCUGUGCACGGCGCUGCUGCGAACCCAUUUCACGGGCGACUGGGCCGACAUUGACGCCAUUGCCUGCUGCGAGGCCGGCGGCUUCUUAUUCGCGCCGACGUUGGCUGCGGAAGUCGGCAAACCCGUGGCAGUCAUCCGCCAUGCGGGCAAGCUUCCUCCAACCACGCUCUCCAUUGUCAAAUCGACAUCGCAUAUCUCAUCGUCGCCGGUAAAGGACACGAAAGAGGCGAGAAUAGGCGCCGAUGACAGUGUCCUCUCCAAUUGCCGGUCGGUGGUGGUUGUGGACGAUGUUCUGGCAAGCGGCAACACGCUUUGUGACGUGCUUCGUCUCUUGGGCAAGGCAGGUAUUGCGCCCGAGUGUAUCAACGUCCUCGUCGUAGCCGAGUUUCCUUGUCAUCGUGGUCGGGAAAAACUGCGACAGCACGGAUUCGGAAGAGUCACCAUUAGUAGCCUGUUAAUCUACACAGGUGCAUGA